GUUAAUAAUAAUACUCAGUUGACAUUCGCGCAGCGCAAACAUGAAUCCCCAGCAUUUUGUCCUCGUGAUUUUCACCGCUUUCAUAUUCUUUUCAUUUACAAAUGGACAAACAGGCACUAAUACAACAACAACCAACAAUACAACAACGACGACGACGGCUAAUUUAAAUUGCAGCGCGAAUGAAACUCUCGCACAGUCCGGACAGGAUUGCUUAACAUGCGCAACACAAACCGCAAGUUGUCCUUUGAUCAACGAAGCAAGAUGUUAUUGCAAUUCAGGAUAUGUGAGGAAUACGACGAAUGCUUGUAUAUUACCAGCGUAUUGCUCAGCUGAAUCUACUGCUGGAUGCUAUGCAAAUUCAACUUUAUCUUCAAUGAGUUCAAAUUGUUUUACGUGUGAUAAUUAUAGAACAGCUAGUUGUCCAUUAUCUACGAGUCGGAGAUGUUAUUGCAAUGAUGGAUACGUUUCGGAUAUAGAUAAUCAACGCUGUGUCUAUCCAGUUGACUGUCCUGUAUAUGCAGCUGGUCAAUGCAGAGCCAAUCAGACUUUUAGUGAUAGAGGCUAUGACUGUGACACGUGUGCCAAUUACCAAACGAAUCGAGAGUGCUUCGUCAGCUAUCAAGCGAGGUGUUACUGUAAUGUUGGAUUUGUGCGUGAGGUACGCACACAAAGAUGUAUUAGACAACAGGAUUGUCCUAGUGAUAUCAAUGAAGAUUGUUCUGUGAAUCAAACACUUGCAAAUUAUGGUUAUGAUUGCGCAACCUGUGCGAAUCCAGCAGCAUCCUGUAGUCCAAUAAAUCUAACUAAAUGUUACUGUCUUAAUGGAUACGUCCGCACGGUGAGUGGAGAUUGCGUGCAACCUCAGGAUUGUGCACGAGCUGUGGAUCUGCCAGCUGGCGCGAGCUGCCGAGAUCCCUGGAGCGUCGGCUGUAAUCCCGAAUGUGUCCCAACGUGCCGCCGGCGUGACUUUGGUUUCUUCGGGCCGGGACGCUUCUUUUGCCGGCCCGCCUGCGAGGUUUGUUAUUGCCCUACUGGGCAGGUGCGUAACGAUAAUGGCGACUGUAUUCCGCAGAACCAGUGCAGGCAAUAUCCGUAUAAUUUUCCCAAUUUUAGAUUCACUUUUUAAUUUUAGUUUCUACCUAUAUGUAUUAUCAUUUACCUGAAGGUUGUGGCAUGUUAACAUAAGUAAUAUUUAUUUAAUUAAUAAAUUAUUCUAUAAUAAACUUUGUAAUAAAGAAGAAUAAAUAAACCAAACAACAAAGAA
Molecule: messenger RNA, 1264 nt
Organism: Dalotia coriaria
Lineage: Eukaryota; Metazoa; Arthropoda; Insecta; Coleoptera; Staphylinidae
Product: platelet endothelial aggregation receptor 1-like
Exons: 7
Coding region: 41-1126 (361 amino acids)
Source: RefSeq, a predicted model, not a curated record